CCCAGUGCCUCCCAGUGCCCCCCAGUGCCCCUCCUCCUCCUCCUCCUCCCCGGGGCCACCGCACAUCCCUUCCCGCGGGACCUGGUGGCUCGGAGCACCGUGGGGCUGCCAGCCACGGCCUCGUACCCCCGCUUUGGGGGGCUCCGGGGGGACAACGGCACCGCCCGGCUCGGCCUCGACUUCCAGCGCAUGUUGCUGCUCAACGGGACCCUGUUCGUGGCCGCCCGGGAUCACAUCUACGCCUUCGAGCUGGGGCGGGACCGGGGGACGCUGUACCCGGAGCGGCACCUCACCUGGGAGCCGCGGGACAGGGAGAACUGCGCCAUGCGGGGCCGGCGCCAGGAUGAGUGUCACAACUACAUCCGGGUGCUGGUCCCCCGGGACCCCGAGACCCUCCUGGCCUGUGGCACCAACGCCUUCAGCCCCCUGUGCCGCACCUACCAGGUGAGCAGCCUGGCUCAGGUGGGCGAGGACGUGAGUGGCCAGGCCCGGUGCCCCUUCGACGCCAAGCAGAGCAUCGUCGCCCUGUUCGUCGAUGGCAGCCUGUACUCGGCCACGGUGGCCGAUUUCCAGGCGAGUGACGCCGUGAUCUACCGCAGCCUGAGCCCCGGCAGGGCCCCCCUGCGCACCCUCAAAUACAGCUCCCGCUGGCUCCAGGAGCCCCACUUCGUGCAGGUGCUGCCCUACGGCCCCUACGUCUACUUCUUCUUCAGGGAGGUGGCGGUGGAGCUCAGCGCCCUGGGCAAGGUGCUGGUGGCGCGGGUGGGCCGCGUGUGCCGCAAUGACCGCGGCGGGUCCCCGCGGGUGCUGGAGCGGCGCUGGACGUCGUUCCUGAAGCUGCGGCUGCACUGCUCCGUGCCCGGAGACACCGUCUUCUACUUCGACGUCCUGGAGGCCGUGACGCCCCCCCGGACCCUGCACGGCCGCCCCGCCGUCCUCGCCCUCUUCGGCACCCAGCCCAACAGCAUUCCCGGCUCAGCCGUGUGCGCCUUCUACCUGGCCGACGUGGAGAGAUCCUUCGAGGGGCCCUUCGCUGAGCCCCGGGGGGCUUCCUGGACCCCCGUGCCUGAGGACAGGGUCCCUCAGCCCAGGCCGGGCUGUUGUGCCGGGAUGGGACCUGCCAGCGGCGUUGUCACCUCUGGGGACUUCCCCGACGAGACUCUGGUGUUCGCCAAGGAGCACCCGCUGCUCCACGGGGCACUGGCACCCGCCGGAGGGAGGCCCCUCUUCACCCGCACCGGCACCAGGCUGACCCAGCUGGCCGUGGACGCGGGCGCGGGGCCCCGCGGGGACCACACCGUGCUCUUCCUCGGCGCCGAGGACGGGCGGGUGCUGAAGGUCCUGGUGGCCACGAGGAGCCCCGAGACCACCGAGCCCCCUGCGGGCACCGUGGGCCCUGGGGACACCCCCGGGGCUGGGGACAGCAGGGACAGGACGCUGCUGCUGGAGGAGAUCAGCCUCUACGAGCCCGGGCGGUGCCGGGCCCCGGGGGUCUCGGGGGUCCCCAGCCGGGUGCUGGGGCUGGAGCUGCACCCCCCGGGCCGGGAGCUGCUCGUGGCCUUCGCCGGGUGCCUCGUGCGGGUGCCCCUGAGCCGCUGCCGCCGCCACGGCUCCUGCCGCAGGAGCUGCCUGGCUGCCCGGGACCCCUACUGUGUCUGGCUGCCCCCCCAGGGCUGCGUCCCCUUCUCCGAGGACCUCCCGAGUGGCUUCCAGCAGGACGUGGAGGGAUCCCUCGGGAUCAGCGGGACCUGCCAAGGUGAAGUGGGGGGGACGUGGGGGACACUGGGGGGGGGGGGGGACGAGGAAGGGGACCUGGCCCACGGGGUGCGGCGCCCCGGGCCGGGGGCCGCGCUGGCGGUGCCGCUGCCGGUGCUGGUGGGCUGCGUGCUGGGCGCCUUCGCCCUGGGGGCCCUGGGGGCCGGGCUGGUGGCCACCUGCUGCCACCGCCCCGCCGUCCCCAAGGCUCCCCCGGAGCCCCCGGCCCCGCGGACCCCCGCCCAGCCGCCCGUGCCCCGCCUGUACCCCGCGCUGCCCCGCGACCCCCCCGAGCUGCCCACCCCCGAGCCCACCCCGCAGCCCCCGGCCAAGACCCCCCGGGAGCGGGCACCGCCGGAGCCCCGACGCGGCCCCCAGAGCGCCCAGCUCGGCGGCCUGGGGUGCCCGGAGCCCCCCGGGCCGGGACCCCCGCCCAGGGCCGCGCGGGAGGAGCCGCUGCAGCGGCCGCACGGGGGUCCAGGGGGCGCGGGCUGGGCCGGGCCCCCCCCCAGCAGCGGCUCCUUCGCCAACCGGGUGCAGCCCCGAGCCCUGCUGGCCCUGGCCCCCCACGACAGGGCCCCCCUGCGCCUGGACGUGCCCCCCGACAGCCCCCCCCUCGAGCGCUCGCUGUCCAUGAAGCCCCCCGUGCUCCCCAAACCCCUCCUGCUGCCCGCGGCCCCCGGGAGGCCCUGA
Molecule: messenger RNA, 2448 nt
Organism: Chiroxiphia lanceolata (lance-tailed manakin)
Lineage: Eukaryota; Metazoa; Chordata; Aves; Passeriformes; Pipridae
Gene: SEMA6C
Product: semaphorin 6C
Exons: 18
Biological process (GO): semaphorin-plexin signaling pathway; neural crest cell migration; axon guidance
Molecular function (GO): semaphorin receptor binding; chemorepellent activity
Source: RefSeq, a predicted model, not a curated record